Blepharisma stoltei is the source of this 561-nucleotide messenger RNA. The record is from the annotation of a GenBank genome assembly. NCBI's taxonomy places the organism in Eukaryota, Ciliophora, Heterotrichea, Heterotrichida, Blepharismidae.
AUGAAAAUUGAUUCACAAUUACAAUGUAUAUUAGAUGCAACUAAACGUGAGACAAAGGGCAAGGUAGAGGAUCUUAAUAACCAGAAAAUAAUUAUAGACAUUGCGAUACAUUUUUUCAAAAACCGUUCAAAAUACUCAAUCCCCUUUAAAUUGGAACAAAAAUCCUGUUCAAAUUGGAGUUAAUUUUUUUAAAAAAAAAAUGUAAAAAUUAUUCUCUUUCAAACAUUUUUUUAAAACUUUUAAAAAUUAAAAUAUUAUAUAUUGAAAGCAAGAAUUUUGAAUUUUAGUUAAUUUUGGAAAAGGAUCAUUUUAAAAAUUAAUCAAUUCAGUGUGAAAACUGUUUAAAUGAUAAAAUUAUAAACAUCUAUAGAAACAAAUUUGUUCCAAUUUAAAAUGUGGGAGUCAACAAAUCGAGCCUAUAAAAAAAGAGGAAGCAAUCCAGCCUGCUGGGGAUUGGAAAAUAGAAAUCAACAAAGUUUGUGGCAAAAUGCUGGCUUUGUCUUCAUAACAAAAGCAAAGUGUAAAAUCACUCAUAUUAAAUAUUUGGCAGGCCUUAAAUAA